This is a messenger RNA of Prorocentrum cordatum, 1777 nucleotides long. The record is from the annotation of a GenBank genome assembly. NCBI's taxonomy places the organism in Eukaryota, Dinophyceae, Prorocentrales, Prorocentraceae.
CUCCGCCUCUUCCUCCUCCUCUUCCUCCUCCUCUUCCUCCUCCUCCUUUAGGGGCUCAGCGUCGUAGCCUCGCACUUCCCCCCUGGCGCGCCGCCGAUGCUUGCCACGCGCGGCUCCGGUCGUGUCGCCUGUCAGCCGGGGGCCGCCGCUCAGGCAGCCGUCUCGCCUCGAGCCCCCGCCGACCAGGUGGCCAGCGUGCGGUGCGAGCCACCUGCGCUCGUGGAUGCCCAGCCUGCCGACGGGAUGCGCUUCGGCCUCCGGGGCGACCGGAAGCGGGAGCCCGGCAUCCUGCCGGCGGACCGCGCGGUGACGAUAUCCACCCAUGGCCAACGACAUCGGGGGCCACGCUCUCCCGCCCUCGGCACUCGGCCCCCGACGCCGCCGACGAGCUCACGGCGCUCAACGGCGAGGCCCGCCCGGGCGGCGCGCGGCGGGGCGCGGACCACGGCGGGCCGGCGCUCGGCGGAGCGGCGCUGGGCGGGGCGCUGGGCGGGGCGGCGGCGCGACGGCUGGACUACGACGAGGGGGAAGGCGCCAGAGGGCUACGUCGAGGGCCAGCGGACUACUACGACUACGACGGGGCUGCCCACGGAGGCCCCGGCGGCUGCAAGCUCAGCGCGUGGGCGGCCGCGGCCUGCCUGCUGGGCCUGCUGGCCUGCGCGGCGGUGCCGGCCUACUGGGCGCUGGGCGGCGCGCGCCGGCGCGCGCCGGCGCAGGGCGGGGCGCCGGCGGCCGCGUCGGAGGGCGAGCUCCCCAACGAGGCCAUUCUUCCGGACGGGGCCGUGGUCCCGACGGGCACCGCAGUGCAGGAGACGCUCUGGGUCCUCGGCCGCGAAGCUGGCCGCUCGUGCGACGACGUGUGCGCCGAGCACGGGGGCCUGGCCUGUUCCGAGGCGGACAUCGAGGCAGUGGCCGACGACGACGCGCUCGAGCGCGCGGCCCUCCUCGCGGGGCACCGAUGCCCCGACUUGGCGGGCCUGCCGUACGACGGCCUCCCAGGCGUGUGCACCAGCAUGGCGUGCUGCGGCGGCAGCUGCACGGGCAGCUGCGCAUUGGCGCGGAGGGGUGCCCGGCGGGUCGGCAAGCCAAGGGGCGAUGCAGAGCUGGGCCCCCUGCCCGCGAGCUGUGGCGCCGAGGUUGAGGUACAUCGCGCGCUGCGCGGAGCGCGCGCCGAGCCACUGGUCGCGCCUCUGCCCCUGCAGGGGGGCCCCGGGCAUGGAGCCGGAGGCCGCGCCGGCCUCCGCUUCGGAGGCACCAGCCUGCAGCUGCAUCUCCAGCGAAGCCUACACGUGCGAGGACGGCGAAGCCGCCAGCUGUGAGGCUGGGGAGGAGUGCUACUCCGACGCCUCGUUCGGCAGCGCGGACUGGUCCAGCGGCUGUGCGAGGAGCAUGUCCACCACGACGCCGGGGUUGCCGGGCUGCAGCGGCAGCAUCUCGUGCGCCUACACGUGCAGCGAGCUUCGCUACGACAGCGGGCGGGGCGCCAUCUUCUUCAACGAUCCCUGUGGCCUCGAGUACCACGUCGACGUGAUGUUGGAGUGCGACAACGGACACUUCAUCGAGCGCCAGUACGAGAAGUGCCAGAACCAUCCAGCGGCUUUCUGCACCUGCGCCAGGGCGUGCCCCAGCCUGGGCGUGCCCAGCGGCGUCCUCGAGCUGUGCUAGAAAAGGAGCGCGCCGGUGGCCGGCGCUCUUGGCCGUGGCUGCCAGCACCGCCACCAACGUUGCCACUGUCAAGAUCCGUGGUCUUAAGUCGGGCCUGUCCCUAUACAGGGGG